CUCUCGCAGCAUUUAGCAAACAUCCGCUUACGGAGCCCACAAGGGACUUCUUUCCUUCUUUGUCAAUGUUUAAACUUUAAACUUUUCCAGUUGAGGACUUAAGUUUUUGAUGAAUCCCAGAUACUUGACAGUAUAAAAUGGAGUGACAAAAAUUCUUUAGUCACAGGAUUGCUCUAUAUUCUCUGACACUCACAGAGAGAGAAAGAGAGAGAAAUGGCGGAGGAGAAGCAAAGACACGGCGGCGGCGGCGGCGGAGGAGGAGGAGGGAGGAUAGUGAAGGUGGAGCCGAAGCCGAACAAAGGGUUGAGUUCAAAGGUGAUAGACUUUGUGGAGAAGGUGAUGAUGAAGUUCAUGUACCAGAACAACAACCACUCUUCUCUCCCUCACCACUUUCUCUCCGGUACAUUCACUCCCGUUUCUGAAGAGACCCCUCCCACCACCAAUCUCCUCGUCAAAGGCCACCUUCCUGAAUGCUUAAAUGGAGAGUUUGUUAGGGUGGGUCCGAACCCAAAGUUCACCCCUGUGGCUGGAUAUCACUGGUUUGAUGGAGAUGGGUGCGUGAUUUUCUGCAAGCUUAUUCUACCAGUAUUUCUUUCUAGUUUUCUUGAAGAAAGAAAUCUAACAUAUAACUUCAGUACCUGUAUGGUUCACGGUUUGCGCAUCAAAGAUGGGAAAGCAACCUAUGUCUGCCGCUAUGUAAGGACAUCUAAGCUUCAACAAGAAGAGUAUUUUGGAGGUGCUAAAUUUUCGAAGCUUGGAGAUCUCAAGGGGCUGUUUGGAUUAAUCAGAGUGAUCAUGCAAAAGCUGAGAGAAAAAUUGAAAGUAUUAGAUGUUUCAUACGGAACUGGAACUGGUAAUACUGCUCUCAUAUAUCACCAUGGGAAACUUCUAGCACUUCAAGAGUUUGAUAAACCUUAUGUCCUUAAAGUUUUGGAGGAUGGAGAUCUUCAAACUCUUGGCAUGUUGGAUUAUGACAAGAGAUUGGCGCAUUCUUUUACUGCUCAUCCAAAAGUUGACCCAUUCACUGGUGAGAUGUUUACAUUUGGCUAUUCAACUUCACCACCAUAUAUCACUUACAGAGUAAUUUCCAAGGAUGGUUUCAUGCAUGACCCUGUACCAAUAACAAUAUCAGAGCCCAUCAUGAUGCAUGAUUUCGCCAUUACUGAAAACUAUGCAAUUUUUAUGGAUCUUUCAUUGUGUUUCAAAAAAAAGGAAAUGGUGACAGAAAACAAGCUGAUAUUGAAAUUUGACACAACAAAAAAAGCUCGCUUUGGUGUACUUCCUCGAUACGCAAAAGAUGAGCUGCAAAUCAGAUGGUUUGAGCUUCCAAGUUGCUUCAUCUUCCAUAAUGCUAAUGCUUGGGAGGAGGAGGAUGAAGUUGUUCUGAUCACUUGUCGCUAUGAGAACAUAGAUAUGGACAGGCUCAUUGGGAUUGUCAAAGAAGAGCUCAAAAUUUUAUCAUCUGAGCUGUAUGAGAUGAGAUUCAACAUGAAAACUGGUCUAGCUUCACAGAAGAAAUUAUCAACGUCUGUUGUAGAGUUUCCUAAGAUGAAUGAGAGCUACACAGGCAGGAGACAACGGUAUGUAUACGGAACCAUACUUGACAGCACUGCAAAAAUCACUGGGAUUAUCAAAUUUGAUCUGCAUGCUGAACCACAGACUGGAAAAACAAAACUCGAAGUUGGAGGAAAUGUUCAAGGCAUCUAUGACUUUGGACCUGGCAGAUUUGGUUCUGAGGCUAUUUUUGCCCCUCGUGUGCCUGGCAUGACAUCUGAAGAAGAUGAUGGCUACUUAAUAUUCUUUGUGCAUGAUGAGAAUACUGGAAAAUCAUCAGUUAAUGUACUUGAUGCAAAAACAAUGUCAGCUGAUCCUGUUGCAGUUGUUGAGGAGAUACUCCACAGAGUUCCACCCGGUUUACAUGCCUUCUUUGUAACAGAGGAGCAACUUCAAGAGCAGGGGAAAUCAUGAUUGUCUGAUUGUUGGAAAUUCCACAAUAACUUUGAAAUAGAGAAAGCGCAAGUCAAGAGGAUCCAUGUAAACAUCCACACCGAAAAAUAAAACCGUACUCUCCCAAUAUUGUUCCUGGGGAUCCUUCUAAAUUAAGAGGAAAAAUAAAAUUGUAAUAAUUCCUGUGGUCACCAGUGAGAAGUAACCCUAAUUAAAAAAUAUUGGACUUUGACAAUGUGAUAUGAGGGUUCAUUAUCAAUUUUAGCUUAUCUUUUCUAAAAGAUUA
Messenger RNA from Quercus robur (English oak), 2233 nucleotides. RefSeq names its product carotenoid 9,10(9',10')-cleavage dioxygenase 1-like. The record is from RefSeq and is a predicted model, not a curated record. Gene Ontology annotation, cellular component: chloroplast stroma. Gene Ontology annotation, molecular function: carotenoid dioxygenase activity. Bases 214 to 1968 code for a protein of 584 amino acids. Gene Ontology annotation, biological process: carotene catabolic process. NCBI's taxonomy places the organism in Eukaryota, Viridiplantae, Streptophyta, Magnoliopsida, Fagales, Fagaceae. The transcript has 14 exons.